Clonostachys solani is the source of this 1440-nucleotide messenger RNA. The record is from the annotation of a GenBank genome assembly. Lineage: Eukaryota; Fungi; Ascomycota; Sordariomycetes; Hypocreales; Bionectriaceae.
AUGUCCCCUUCGCAGAUCCUGGACGCUGCGAAUCGGCAGGUCUUCUUGGGCACAUUUGUACACAGCAAGAGCCGCGCCGAGCUCGAGUACAUGCAUGACACUGCUGUUUAUGUCGAUGAGCAUGGUGUCAUUGCCAAGAUUCAGAAGAGCGGAAGCGAUACUGUGGAAGAAACGCUCAAGGAUCUCGGCUGGGACGCGGCCUCAGUCGACCGGCACGUCUCUACAGAGGGCCAGUUCUUCUUCCCUGGACUCAUUGAUACACAUGUUCAUGCCUCCCAGUACCCCAACGUCGGCAUCUUUGGCAAGACUACCCUCCUCGACUGGCUGGAGAAGUACACCUUCCCGCUCGAGUCGAGCCUCAAGGACCUCAACAAGGCUCGGAGAGUCUACUCGGCCUGCGUUCGCCGGACACUAGCCCAUGGAACCACAACAGCCGCCUACUACGCCACGACAGACGUUGCCGCAACAAACCUGCUGGCAGACCUGUGUCUCAAGAUGGGACAGCGUGCCUUCGUCGGCCGCGUCGCCAUGGACAACCCCGACCUAUGCCCAGACUACUACCGGGACGAGUCGGCCAAGGCAUCCGCCGAGCUCACCGAGCAGACAAUCCAGCACAUCAAGAACGCCGACCCGGGAUACGACAUCGUCUCGCCCAUCGUGACCCCGCGCUUCGCGCCCUCGUGCACCAGCGAGGCCAUGCACCACCUCUCAGCCCUCCAGCGCAAGCACGACCUCCCCGUCCAGACCCACGUCUCGGAGAAUAAGGGGGAGAUCGACCUGGUGGCCAGCAUGUUCCCCGACUCGACGUCGUACGCGGACGUGUACGACCGGCACGGGCUGCUGACGCCGCGCACCAUCCUGGCGCACGCGGUGCACCUGACCAAGGCCGAGGCGGAUGUCGUGGCGGCGCGCGGGGCCAAGGUCUCGCACUGCGCGUGCAGCAACAGCUCGCUGACGAGCGGCGCGGCGAGGGUGCGGUGGCUGUGGGGGAGGGGCAUCGAGGUCGGGCUCGGGACGGACAUGAGCGGCGGGUACAGCUCGUCGGUGCUCGAGGCGGCGAGGCAGGCUGCGCUGGUGAGCCGGCACGUGGCCAUGGGCGAGGAGAGCGGCGACAGGCACAAGUUGACGGUGGACGAGGUGCUGUACCUGGCUACGAGGGGAGGGGCCAUCUGCGUUGGGCUGGAGGACAAGAUUGGGGGGUUUGAGGAGGGGAAACAUUGGGACGCGCAGCUGAUUGGGAUGCGGACCGUCGGGCCAGGGGAGGGAGAGGACGGUGAGACUGAGAGUGAGGAUGGCAAUGUUGACCUGUUUAGCUGGGAGGACUGGGAGGAGACGAUGGCCAAGUGGCUGUACGGCGGAGACGAUCGCAACACCAAGAAGGUCUGGGUCAAGGGACGGCUGGUGCAUUCACGACGGGGAAGUGGCCGUCAGACCAAAUAA